AUGUCAUCAGACGAAAAGAAUUUAAUGUGGAUUGAAAAAUAUCGUCCACAUGAACUCUCCGACUUGUUAUCACACACAGAAAUUAUUUCAACCAUUCAACGAUUGAUCGAUGGCCGAAGAUUACCUCACUUGUUAUUCUACGGUCCACCUGGAACAGGAAAGACAAGUACCGUAUUAGCCAUUGCCAAACAAAUCUUCGGAAACAACUUAUCGCAUAAUGUUCUUGAACUCAAUGCUAGUGAUGAUAGAGGAAUUCAAGUCAUCAGACAAGAAAUUAAAGACUUUGCUUCCACAAGAGGGUUAAAGUUUUUUUCAGCGACUACACAAAAACAACAAGACACACCUGACAUCAAAUUAAUUAUUUUAGAUGAAGCUGAUCAAUUGACUAAAGAUGCACAAGCAGCAUUAAGACGUACAAUCGAGAAAUAUUCGAAAAAUGUUAGAUUUUGUUUAAUUUGUAACUAUGUGAAUAAGAUUAUUCCAGCAUUGCAGUCAAGAUGUACUAGAUUUAGAUUUACUCCUCUCAAGAAGCAUGAGGUUGUUUCAAGAUUGGAACAAAUUUGUAAUGCAGAACAUGUGGUUUUUAAUCAACUUGGUUUAGAAGCAAUUUUUAAAUUAUCUAAUGGUGAUAUGAGAAAGUGUGUGAACAUUCUUCAAUCAACAUACAUGUCUUUUGGUCAAAUCACUGAAGAUAAUGUUCACAUGUGUACAGGAAAUCCACUCAAGAGCGAUAUUAGAGAAAUUGUGAAUGCAAUGUUCAAUGAUGGUUUACAUGAUGCCUACAAAAGGAUUACAGGCAUCAAAACUGACAGGGGUUUAGCACUACAAGAUAUUAUCAGAGAAGUUUUUCAAUAUGUGAUGAGAUUGAAUAUACCAAUGCCGGUUCGAAUUUAUCUGUUAGAACAAAUGAGCGACAUUGAAUAUAGAUUGUCAUUUGGAACAAGUGAAUCCCUACAAACAAUGGCACUUAUUUCUGCGUUCCAAGUAGCCAAAGAACCUGUUUCCACUAAGGAUGAAAAAGCAGCACUUGAAUUACUCAACCAAGAUCAAUAUUGCCUUUAA
Molecule: messenger RNA, 1062 nt
Organism: Naegleria fowleri
Lineage: Eukaryota; Heterolobosea; Eutetramitea; Acrasida; Naegleriidae
Exons: 2
Coding region: 1-1062 (353 amino acids)
Biological process (GO): DNA-templated DNA replication; DNA repair
Cellular component (GO): nucleus; DNA replication factor C complex
Molecular function (GO): ATP hydrolysis activity; DNA binding; DNA clamp loader activity
Source: RefSeq, a predicted model, not a curated record